AUGAGUGACCACCUCGUGUUGUACGUUGACCGUCUCCUCAGGCCCAUGGCCGCACAGCAGCCGUCGGAGCCUCCUGAGGUCAGUUCUGGGCCGGAGCCGGCUGGACCCGACCCGGUCCCGGACACUGCUGACCCGUCUUCUAGUUCGUCAGCCGAGGGCGCGGAGGAGGAGGAGCCACUGAUUCAGACGGCGGAGUGUCGCAUUUGCCAGGAUGAGGAUAGCAUUAGCAAUUUGGAAUCUCCUUGUGCCUGUUGUGGCAGCCUCAAGUAUGCUCAUAGAAAGUGCGUUCAGCAUUGGUGCAAUGAGAAAGGAGAUAUAACUUGUGAAAUUUGUCAUCAGACUUACCAACCUGGCUAUACUGCACCUCCUCGUCCGCCAUCUGAUGAAACUACUAUUGAAAUUGGUGGAGGCUGGACCCUUUCUGGCACUCCUUUGAGUUUGGACGAUCCACGCAUCCUGUCAAUUGCAGAGGCAGAACGUCAGUAUCUGGAUACUGAAUAUGAUGAAUAUUCUGCUUCAAGCAGUAAUGGAGCUCCAUUCUUCCGUUCAGCAGCCUUAAUUUUAAUGGCCCUUCUGAUCUUGCGGCAUGCACUGAGAGUCACAGAUUCCGACAAUGGGGAUGACACGUCUGCUAUUUUCUCUCUUUUCUUGCUUCGAGCGGCUGGAUUUCUUUUGCCCUGCUAUAUUAUGGCUUGGGCCAUCAGUAUCUUGCAGCGUCGACAGCAAAGACAGGAGGCUGCAGCAUUGGCAGCAACACAAGUCGCUUUUGUUCUUCAAUCUGGACAACAUAUGGGUCUACAAUUUGCAGUAGGAUCAGGACCUAAUGGGAGUCCACAACCUGAAACUGCCUAA
Molecule: messenger RNA, 852 nt
Organism: Prunus armeniaca (apricot)
Lineage: Eukaryota; Viridiplantae; Streptophyta; Magnoliopsida; Rosales; Rosaceae
Source: the annotation of a GenBank genome assembly